GUUAUAAUGAAGGAAGAGCUGUUUUCGAGCUUCUAAAGGAACAAGCUAAGCUAUCUCAGCUGAUCUUGCAGACGCUUUAUAUACCGGGAUUAAGGUAGAAGCUUCAUCAUUGGAUUAGGAUCCAAGAAAACAGAAAUUUUGUGUUGUGGACAUGUUUAUGUUCUGUCGGAAUGUCUCUCUGCAGGUUUAUGCCCACAAAAACAAACAAGAGAAUACAAGAAAUCGACUCUGAAAUCUCGGAUAUUCUAAAGGAUAUCAUAAGAAAAAGGGAGAAGGAUAUCGAGAAUGGCGAGGGCCUGGGUGACGAUUUGUUAGGAUUGCUUCUGGAAUCGAACUCUCGGCCAGAUCAAGAACACUGGAUGAAUAUUCAAGAAGUGAUCGAGGAGUGUAAGCUGUUUUACUUUGCAGGGCAGGAGACUACUGCGGUACUUUUGGUUUGGACGAUGGUUUUGUUGGGUCAGCACCAAGAAUGGCAGGAACGUGCGAGAGAGGAAGUUCUACGAGUUUUCGAUCGAGAAAAACCCGACUUUGAUCAGCUGAAUCAUCUCAAAGUCGUAACUAUGGUACUGUACGAGGUUCUUAGGUUGUACCCGCCUCUUGUCGCAUUCAACAGAGCCAAUAACAAAGAAACGAAGGUAGGAGACAUUACUAUUCCGUCAGGCACUGUCAUUACCUUGCCGGUCAUACUGAUCCACCGCGACACCGACCUCUGGGGCCCCGACGCAGCCGAGUUCAGGCCAGAUAGAUUCGCCGAGGGAGUUUCCAAGGCUACGAGGAACCAAGCAGCAUCGUUCAUGCCGUUCGGGUCGGGACCGAGGAUUUGCAUUGGCCAAAACUUUGCGUUGACGGAAGCCAGGAUGGCCAUGGCCAUGUUCUUGCAGAGGUUCUCGUUCGAGCUUUCGCCUUCUUACGCCCAUUCCCCCCACAUCGCAAUCACCCUUCACCCCCAGUUUGGCGCCCAGUUAAAACUACGCAGACUCUGACAAAAAAUCCCAACACGUACGGAAUCGUUUGUUAAUCUUAUGAUCCCAUUUGUAUGUAAUAAUAAUGCAUUUAUCAUUUAUUAUUAGAAAAAUUUUAUAUAUACAACGACAGUAUUGAAUUCAA
This is a messenger RNA of Tarenaya hassleriana, 1107 nucleotides long. Its product is annotated as cytochrome P450 72A14-like. The coding region runs from base 171 to 983 and encodes 270 amino acids. The record is from RefSeq and is a predicted model, not a curated record. The transcript is spliced from 3 exons. Lineage: Eukaryota; Viridiplantae; Streptophyta; Magnoliopsida; Brassicales; Cleomaceae. Gene Ontology annotation, molecular function: monooxygenase activity; iron ion binding; oxidoreductase activity, acting on paired donors, with incorporation or reduction of molecular oxygen.